This is a messenger RNA of Dendronephthya gigantea, 2570 nucleotides long. RefSeq names its product transmembrane protein 117-like. Lineage: Eukaryota; Metazoa; Cnidaria; Anthozoa; Malacalcyonacea; Nephtheidae. Gene Ontology annotation, biological process: intrinsic apoptotic signaling pathway in response to endoplasmic reticulum stress. The record is from RefSeq and is a predicted model, not a curated record. The coding region runs from base 332 to 2113 and encodes 593 amino acids. The transcript has 6 exons.
UUGUUGUUUACGACCCAACAUGCGUUGCGAACUCUUGUUGUUUACGACCCAACGUGCGUUGCGAACGCUUGUUGUUUUGCAGUCAAACGGAAUCCGCUGUAUCUUAAACACAAACAUAUCAAAUAUUUAAACCACCCAAAUUGUCGAUAAUGUUUUGACUGUAGAAGCCUCUUGAAUAUGCAAAUGUUUGACUUGUUUGUUUUGAUGAUGCCAACCAAAUCUGGAUAAUUUGAGUGUUGAUAGUCGCAAGUUUCGAAACGAAAAGUUUUCAAACCAUCGGGUAGUCUAGUACAAUAUUUGUUGAGAUUUAAUAUUCCACAAAUUUACCGAAAUGGACGACAUAAAUACUUCGACCGGAGCAAGAGCCCUUUCGAAGGAGAAUGUUCCAGCAACAGAAUUUUCUUCGCAGUCCAAUAUAGUGGCAAAUAUGGAGGUGUCUGAUACAAAGGGUCGAUCAACUCUCAUAAAUCAGGACUCGCCCUCGGGAACACUAGAACGCGAUUCUAAGGAGGGCAGAAGGAAAAACUCGGCUGAAAUGGACAUGGACCCUGUAGAAAGUGGCGGGUUUCAAAGGUUUGAUAAUAUGCAAAUAGAGGAAAACAAUGGGGGUACAAAAACCAUGUAUCGUUUGCAGAAGAAGAAUAGUAGAUACUAUUUCCAACAUCCAUACUGUCGAGUGAUCAUUGCAUAUAUCAUUGUGUUCUUCAACUUCCUUAUAUUUGCCGAGGAUCCUGUAUCGCAUAGUCUUGUAGAAGCUGAACUGCCAGUGGUAGGCAAUGACGUCGGCUUUCUUAUAUUCAGAUACCCACCUGGAGGUUGGUCUGUGUUGAAGGUGUUUAUUCUUCUCUGUGGUAUUUUGGUCGGCAUGUUAAUUGGGAAGUUUAUCGUCCACAAACGUUUGUUACGAAAACUCCUCAAAUUGCGAAUGUUUCAAGACGAUCAAGGUUCCUGGAUGAUCAUGUUUUUAACAACAAUUAUUUCUCUGUUUAUAUUCUCCUACAUUUUUAACGGCUUUCUAAGUCUCGGCUCAGACUUGGAUCGAUAUAAAUUAUCAAGCUUCUUCGGCGUGUCUAAUGCAAAUUUCAUGAAAUUCGCUGCACUCGGAACAUGGACAGGCGAUUUUGUCACUGCUUGGAUGGUUACAGAUAUGAUGUUGCAAGAAAAAUUGUAUCCGACAUGGGCUGUUUAUCUACGAGCAAUUUGGAAACGAAAAUGGCAUCGUAUCAUUGCAUUUUGGGCAGUUUGGAUUCUGGCAACAAUUAUUGUCGCGACCGGUAUUACUACAGAUUUUAUAAAAUGGGAUGAUCUCAAUCGUGAUUUUGUCUCUACAAAUGAAUUGUCACGCGCCUUUCUCGCGUCAAUAAUUCUUGUCAUGGAUUUACUGAUCGUCAUGCAGGAUUGGGAUUUCCCUCACUUUCAAUCAGCUAUUGACAUUAAACUACCUGGUGUAAACACAUCGUCGAUUCACUUCACCCCACCGCGUUGCCUGAGAAAAGAAAAUUGGGCUGUGCAUGUCACUGGUAAAUGGUUCAACUAUGGGAUUAUAUUUAUUGUUAUGAUUCUUGAUUUGAACAUGUGGAAAAAUCAAAUCUUUUAUGAUCCUUUUACCUUUGGGCAAUACACCGAUUCAAACGGGUACAUAUACACUGUGUCUAACACAACGUUUGUGAAGUACGCGAAUGAAACAACUCUUUCUUACAAUUGGCGUUGGAAUAAUAUUAAUCCAUUGACCAACACAACCUAUGGUGCAGAUGACUUCAAAAUGAAUUCAAAAUAUUUGGAUUUUUCAUUGGGCGUGAAAGGUUUAGCUUUUGUUCCUUCCAUUGUCGCAUUUAUUGUGUUUGGCUUGCUCGUAUGGUUUUAUGGCCGCGACGAAGCAGUAACUGUCGUGCCAGAACGAAGUCAGGUUGAUGGAAUAGUGAUAGAUGAGUGGAAAUACGAAGAAAAAAAAGAGUCGGAUAAGGGCGAAGGAGGUGAUAAGGAGAAAGUUGAAACAAGCGAAGAUCACGCGGAAAAAAAGCCACGUCCAACCUCUGUUCCAAUGCCUGUUGAAGAGGACAGUAGUAAAAAUAGGCCUGUGCUCACCAAGUAUGAAACGAAAACGCUGCCGUAAUUGUCAGGAUCUAUAUGUAUUCACAGUAUAUUUAUGUAUGAAUGGUCACAUUAUUGAUUAUUUAGCAUGUAGAAUAAUAUUUGUUCAAAAUCUUUGUGCCAUAACAAAAGUAUUUAUUCAGUUUUUUAAAGAAUAAUUUGACGUAUUGAAAUUCAAUAUUCACGCACUUGCAUUUUGUGUGUACGCAUGCAUGUAUAUAUAUUUUCUAUUCAUUUAAAUUUAGUGAAAUAAGCACACGCAACUUCAGUCUUUAUAACAGUUGCCCCUCAACCACCUUAUACGCUACAAAAAUGCGGCUUAGCCUUGGCCAUACAUUUUUUCCGUUCUGAAACACGAAACAUGAAUGAUCAUAGUAGCAUUGUACUAUCUUAAAAAGAUUUUACUUAGUAGACUUUUAAAUGUGUGAUAAAUUUUUAAUAUUGCAUGUCGAAGCUGUUGUAUUAUAUGUUGAUAUUCA